Molecule: messenger RNA, 1016 nt
Organism: Diachasma alloeum
Lineage: Eukaryota; Metazoa; Arthropoda; Insecta; Hymenoptera; Braconidae
Product: inositol monophosphatase 1
Exons: 4
Coding region: 81-926 (281 amino acids)
Biological process (GO): phosphatidylinositol phosphate biosynthetic process; inositol metabolic process; signal transduction
Molecular function (GO): inositol monophosphate 1-phosphatase activity
Source: RefSeq, a predicted model, not a curated record
GUCACUUUGACACCAGACGGUUGAUAAACUAGACCUAAAAACAGUGCUACAAAUUUAAAGCCCCUCAGAUACCGUUGAUAAUGGCAAACGAGCAGGAAUUGGAUCAUUGUUUCGAUUUCGCUAUGAAAUUGACUAUUGAAUCCGCAAAGGUCAUCAGGGAAGCAAUCCAGGGUGGAAAAAAUAUAGAAACCAAAGCUGGCGAUUGGGACUUGGUGACUCAGUACGACAAGAAAGUCGAGGAGAUCCUGAUCAAUGGACUUGCCAAUGAAUUUCCGAGUCACCAAUUCAUCGGCGAAGAGACAGUCUCGAGUACAAACUACCUCCCAGACCUAACGGACGCUCCAACCUGGAUAAUCGAUCCAAUCGACGGUACAACGAACUUCGUCCACGCGUUUCCCCACACCUGCAUAUCAAUAGCCCUGAGUAUCAAACGUCAGCUUGAGAUUGGCAUUGUCUACAAUCCAGUUCUGGAGCAGAUGUUCACAGCCAGACGAGGAGGUGGGGCUUAUCUCAACGGAAAAUCGAUAAAAAGUUCCGGCGUAUCAGAACUGAAGGACUCGCUGAUCUGCAUCGAGGCGUCAUACGCAACGAUCGAGGACAUCAGGGACAUAGUGCUCGGUCGACUUGAGGCAUUUGUCACAGUAGCCCAUGGAAUAAGAACCAUGGGCUCUGCGGCACUGACCUUGUGCUACGUUGCAAUGGGAGCAGCUGAGGUUUACCACAGUGACAACCUCAUGCCCUGGGACGUAGCAGCUGGUGCCCUAAUAAUUCGUGAAGCUGGGGGAGAAGUCAUCGAUACAUCUGGCGGUGACUUUGAUCUCAUGAAGCCGAGAUUACUAGCCAUUGGCAACAAGAAAAUUGCCCCUGAACUUGUCAAGCUUGUGAGUCUUGCUGACAAGAAGACUCAUCGCAAGAGAGCAGCAUGAAGAACUAGAACGUGUAGUUGAGGAACGAAAAUAUGUGUUGAAAUGCUAAACCUUUGUAAAUAACGUGUUCAUGUCAAUAAACUAGAUCCC